AUUACAUCUAAGAUCUCUUAAAAAAAUCCUAAUCACUUAAUUUUAUUAACUAUCUAUGAAAUAACAAUUAAUUCAUAUCUAAAAUGUUGUGAUUGUUAGAAGAGGCCCAGAGAUAAGAACAGCUUUAUAAGACAUUGGCUCUAACACCUUUGGCACUUUCAGGUUCAACAUGAAGGCAUUUCUAGCUCUCUUCCUUUUUGUAGCCGUUUCAUCGGCUGCUGAACUUUACGAGGUGAGACUUCUAGGUAAUCACCUUGAAGAUCUUGUCACUGAGACCCUCGAAUAUGUAAGGUUCUUGAUGAAAAAACAUAACCCCUAUGUCUUACCAAGCAUGCCAGAUCAACACCUUCAAGACACAGACGUUGACUUAGUACUGUCAGCCAGUAACAUGGGAGUGUCUGAAGCCUCUGAUUUCACAAUCGAUAGCAUCAAAGUGAACCCUCUUACCUUGAAAGCUAGCUUCCAGGUGACCAUCCCCAAAGGCCACGUUGCAGGUAACUACAAGAUCUCUGGAACUGGAUGGAACAAGAAAGUUGAAGGAUCCGGUUCAAUCACUGGAGAUCUUACAAGCUUCGUCCAGUCUGGAAACCUACAACUUGGAGUAGUUGACCACUCUAUCCAAGUCAAAGAACUGAACCUUGACUACAGCAUCGGAGACUUGAAGUUGGCCGUGGACGGACUCAGCAUCGAAGGGAUGACCAAGGAGCAAGUGAACGACCUCCUCAACUCGAAGCUGCUCGACCACCUGAAGAACAACAAGGCCUUCGUGGUCGAACACACCUCCGCCCACGUCAUGAAGGUCGCCAACAAGAUCCUCCACGGGCACACCUUGGCCGAGGUCAUCGCUUUCGUCGAGAAGCUGGUCGCCUCCACCCCGGACCCCCCACCAUUCACCUUCGCCCCCUAGAUUCGGCCUAAUCAAUGUCUGAUUUAAAAAAAAAAUAAAUUGAUUUAUCUAUAA
Nezara viridula (southern green stink bug) is the source of this 961-nucleotide messenger RNA. Lineage: Eukaryota; Metazoa; Arthropoda; Insecta; Hemiptera; Pentatomidae. The record is from the annotation of a GenBank genome assembly.